AUGAUUAAUCGCGUUAUGAAUGAGUUUCAGACAAACACUCUUCAGAUUGGCGUCAAACUGGAGGUCAGGUCUCAACAUUUGCCGCUAUUGGUGCCGCAAAUCCAUUCCUCUCACACAUCGGUUCCAGACGGCGUUGUGCAGGAGUGGGACAUCGAGGACACGGUGGGCAACUGGUGGAGGCCUAACUUCGAGCCCCCGCAGUACCCCUAUAUUCCUCCGCAUAUCACGAAACCUAAAGAACAUAAGCGACUCUUUUUGGUUCAGUUGCCGGAGAAGGCGUUGUUUGCUGUGCCCAAGAACUACAAACUGGUGGCCGCGCCGUUGUUCGAGUUGUACGACAACGCCCAGGGAUACGGACCCAUCAUCUCCAGUCUGCCGCAGGCUUUGAGUCUUUCAACGCUAGAGAACUGGCAGUGA
Molecule: messenger RNA, 417 nt
Organism: Oppiella nova
Lineage: Eukaryota; Metazoa; Arthropoda; Arachnida; Sarcoptiformes; Oppiidae
Source: the annotation of a GenBank genome assembly